Tetrahymena thermophila SB210 is the source of this 1860-nucleotide messenger RNA. Its product is annotated as pyridine nucleotide-disulfide oxidoreductase. Lineage: Eukaryota; Ciliophora; Oligohymenophorea; Hymenostomatida; Tetrahymenidae. The record is from RefSeq and is a predicted model, not a curated record. Gene Ontology annotation, molecular function: 2 iron, 2 sulfur cluster binding; flavin adenine dinucleotide binding; oxidoreductase activity. The transcript is spliced from 4 exons.
AUGUUUUAUAGAACUGCAUAGACCUUUGGCAGAGGAUUAUUUAGAGCCUUACAAAGAAAUCAAAAACGUAUUGCCAUGACAGCAUUGCCUAUCUUUUUGUUUUCUCAAUAGGUAUCUCAAAGAUUUAUGGCUCAAGAGGCUGAAGCUCCAUAGGAAACUGUUGAAGUUAGCCAAAACGGAAAAAGCUCAGUAACUCCUAAAGUUGAUGCUACCGGAGCUAUCUAACUUUGCCAUAAGAAUGACCUUAAAGAUGGUGAAUUGAAGUUAUACACAGUCGGAGAUAAGAAAAUUCUUCUUGCUAAAAUAGGUGGCUAAUACUAUGCUUGUGAUGCUGUUUCUCCAGUAGAUAAUAAAACACUACUUGAUUCUACUUUGCUCAUUGGUGAUAAAAUCUACGAUAUAGUUAAUGGUGCUAUCUUCUCAAUUAAGGAUGGUGUCACUGAAUACUCUCCUAAUUUAGAACAACUUAAGGUAUUAAAAGUAAAUGAGACAGAUGACCAUGUUAUCUCUGUCCGCUAUACAAAUGAAAAACCAUUCUUUGAUACUGUUAAUAUGAGAGGUUGGGUUCCCGAUUUCACUAACUUGGUUAUUUUAGGUAGUGGCAUUGAAAGCAUUAAUAUUAUUAGAACUCUCCGUCAAGCUAAAUACAGAGGUCUUAUCACUCUUAUGUUUGGUGAAGAUAUUGAUGGCCCUUAUGAUCUUAACCUCUUGUUCGAAGAUUUGGAAAAUACUGAAAGACCUCCAAUUAGAGAAAAGGAAUUUUAUGAAUAAUUCUAAGUUAAAAUAGCUAAGAAUAAAGAAAAAGUAAAAUAUAUCAACAUUGAUGAGCAAGUCAUUAAAACCGUUUAGGGUAAAGAAGAUCCUGUUCCUUAUUAAAAGUUAGUUUAUUCCUUAGGAAUACGUCCUCGUUUCCAUGGUGUUAGUGGACUUGGUUUGCAAGGUAUUUAUCAACCAUGUUCAUUAACUGAAUUCAAGUAGAUCAAAAAGGAUAGUGCAAAUUUCAAGAACAUCGUCAUAGUAGGUGAUACUGUUAAUAGUAUCCGUUUAGCUUGCAAUCUAAAGAAAAACACUAAAGCAAAUAUUACUUUAGUAACUGAAUCUAGCAAUGUCCUAAGCAAGGAUAAUUUAGGAGAAGACAUUUCAGCAACUUUAGUUUAAGAGUUGAAGAACACUGGCGUUAAAGUUGUCAAAUCUCAACAAUUAAAAGCCAUAGAAGGAACAAAAGCAGUAGAGUAAGUAGAAUUAUCAAAGGAUAAAAUAAAGUGCGAUGCCCUCUUUUUAAUGAGAGAAGAAUUCCCUAACAUAGAUCCUUUGGAAUCUAGCAUGAGACUUUGCAGCGAUGGUGCUCUUUAUACUGAUUCCUUCUAAAGAACUGUCAGUUAAAACAUGUGGACUGUUGGUCCUACUGCUUCAAUUAUAGCUCCUUUCAUUGCUUCUCGUUUAGCAUACAGAAAUUCUGGUGAUGUCUUAUUGCAAGCUCACACUACUGCCUUGAACUUAAUUGAAAAAAGACUUGCUUUAAGAACCAUUCCUUUUGAUAAGGUUAAAGUUGGUAAUACCCAAAUCAAUAAGAUAGGUUUCCCAGAAGUCAGUAACAGAGCUGAAAUCGUUGGUGAUUAGUAAUCUAACAAUUAUAUGGUUUACUACUUCAGAGAUGAUCAACUAGUUGGAGCUGCUACACCUUCCAGAUAUCGUGACUUAACAAUUGUAAGAGAAGCUCUUUUCUAAGAUAUUAUUCCUAGAGGAAAGUUUGAGAUUAACAUUAAAGAUUUAGAAAAUAAAAUUUUCAGUCUUUCUGCUAAAAAAUUGAACAGUAAGUUCAUGGAAAAUAUGAGAAAAAGACCUCAUAUGACAAAGUGA